UCUCUUUUUCUCUGGUUCGGUAAACGAUUCCUCCGGUUUGUUAGUCUUCUGGCAUUUGAAGAUGAAAAGCUUUUCGGAUAACUUUCCUUCGGCUUCGAAUUUGAAACGCUGAUGAACUGAGCAGACUGAUAGAAUAAACUUGGUUUUAAAUAAGCGCAGCCCUCGGCGACCUCUCGUCUCUUCUCUGGGUUUAAGAAACGAUGCCGGUUAACAAAAUGAAGCAUCUCGGCCAAAUUUCCUCCUUGGGCUUCGAGUUUCAAAACUCAUGAAGAGAUAAUAAGCUGCUACUGCUAGCAACGAGAAGGAUGAGGCUAAAUGCAGCCAUUUCAGUCUUCGGGUCUGCAUCAAAACGGCAUCGUUUUCUUGUUCCCAUUACUGCACUCACUGUAAAGGCCGCGCCUUUGUCAUCUCAUGGUUUUGCUUCUACACCCAGUUCUUCUUCCCAGUCCACAUACUUUUACACAAUGAACAAGAAGAUAACUCAUUUUAUAAGGACUGGUCAGCUUAGCGAAGCGAGGGCGGUAUUCGAUAAAAUGGAACAAAGAAACACCAUUACAUGGAAUUCAAUGAUGAGCGGCUACGUGAAGCGAAGAGAGAUUGCAAAAGCACGGAAGCUGUUCGAUGAAAUGCCCGAGAGAGAUGUUGUUUCUUGGAAUUUGAUGAUUUCGGGUUAUGUAUCAUGUGGUGGGAUUGAUUUUGUGGACCAUGGGAGGCGCUUGUUCGAUGAAAUGCCGGAGAGGGACUGUGUUUCUUGGAACACCAUGAUUAGUGGGUACGCCAGGAACAGAAGGAUGGAUGAGGCGCUGAAGCUUUUCAAUAAGAUGCCUGAAAGGAAUGUAGUGUCAUGGAACGCAAUUGUUAAUGGGUUUCUGCAUAACGGUGAUGUUGGACGUGCCAUUGAGUUUUUCGAGACUAUACCCGAGCUGGACUCAGCUUCUUUGAGCACACUUGUCUCUGGGCUUAUCCAGAAUGGUAGACUAGAUGAUGCUACAAGGGUUUUGACUGAAUUUGGGAGAAGAUAUGAUGACAGAGGAGAUCUUUUAUUACAUGCUUAUAACACUUUGAUUGCAGGGUAUGGUCAGAAAGGAAAGGUAAAAGAAGCUCGACAACUUUUUGAUCAGAUUCCAGUUUUUCAUGACUCUGGAAAAGAAAUCAAUGGGAGGCUUGAAAGGAAUGUGGUAUCCUGGAAUUCUAUGAUCAUGGGCUAUGUGAAAGCAGGAGAUGUUGUUGCAGCUAGGGAACUCUUUGAUCAAAUGAGAGAGCGUGAUACUUUUUCAUGGAAUACCAUGAUCAGUGGCUAUGUUCACAUGUCAACUAUGGAAGAGGCGUUGAGUCUCUUUGAUGAAAUGCCAAACCCUGAUACACUGUCAUGGAAUAUGAUGAUUGCAGGAUUUGCCCAGACGGGUUGUUUAAAUCUCGCUCGAGGAUUCUUUGAAAGGAUGCCUCAGAAAAAUCUGGUGUCAUGGAAUUCUAUGAUAGCGGGGUAUGAGAAAAAUGAGAACCAUAGAGAAGCAGUUAACCUGUUCAUGCUCAUGCUAUCCCAAGGGCAGAAACCCGAUCGACAUACUUUAUCUUCAAUUCUCAGUGCGUCCGCAGGGCUUGUGGAUCUGUACCUAGGAAUGCAGAUACAUCAGCUUGUCAUAAAGACAACUAUUCCGGACGUGCCAAUAAAUAACUCCCUCAUUACUAUGCAUUCAAGAUGCGGGGCAAUAACUGAGGCAUGGAGCAUUUUUAAUGAGGUGAAAGUGCAAAAAGAUGUAAUCUCUUGGAAUGCAAUGAUUGGAGGAUAUGCGUCUCAUGGCUUUGCUACAGAGGCUCUUGAGCUCUUUAAAUUGAUGAAAAGUAAUAAAGUUCGACCUACUUAUAUAACAUUCAUUUCUGUGUUGAAUGCUUGUGCUCAUGCUGGAUGGGUCAAUGAAGGCCGGGAAUAUUUUAAAUCUAUGGUUGAUGAAUAUGGUAUUGCACCAAGGAUCGAACACUAUGCUUCCCUAGUGGAUGUUUUAGGUCGGAAUGGGAAACUUAAGGAGGCUAUGGAAUUAAUCAAUAGUAUGCCUUUUGAGCCAGAUAAUGCCGUGUGGGGGGCAGUACUGAGUGCUUGUAGGGUACAUAAUAAUGUAGAGUUGGCUGGAGUUGCAGCUGAAGCGUUGAUGAGACUUGAACCAGAAAGCUCAGCCCCUUAUGUGUUGCUGUACAAUAUGUAUGCUGAUGUGGGACGAUGGGAUGAUGCUAAUGAGGUUAGAACCAUGAUGGAAAGAAAUAAAAUCAAGAAGGAGAGGGCAUCUAGUUGGGUGGAUUCCUCCCAUCCAAUUGAUUGAUGCACUUGUACAAAUUGGAUAAGGGUUCAACUCCUUGACCUAACAAAGUUAUUCAAGCCACGGAUAGUUUGACAAUAGGAACAUAUUAAAUUGAUUCAAUCUCAAGUUUUGUAUAAAUGUAGAAAAAGAGUAAUGUGAUCCUAGAUGACUCAAAAUUAGUUCUAAUGAUACAAUGCCACAUCAAGAAGGAAGAAUCUCGUGAAAAUCAGGAUUCCCGUGCAAAAAUUACCCACAAGUCUGCAGCUGCACGGGAAGAAGGACAUGCAACACUCACAAUGCGCAAGCGCAAGCACAAGCACAAAGAUGCCGUACAUGCAUGCCGCACAACACGCGGACAUAGAUCCGUGCGUGAGAAAAAGGAAUUUUUACAAGUCCCGUACCAAACGAAAUGAGCCAAGUUUGUUCAAAGAAGGCUUAAAGCCCAUGAAGAGACCCGCACGCUUGGAGAAUCUCAAGGCAA
This is a messenger RNA of Carica papaya (papaya), 2775 nucleotides long. RefSeq names its product mitochondrial editing factor 9 (gene MEF9). NCBI's taxonomy places the organism in Eukaryota, Viridiplantae, Streptophyta, Magnoliopsida, Brassicales, Caricaceae. Gene Ontology annotation, biological process: RNA modification. The record is from RefSeq and is a predicted model, not a curated record. Gene Ontology annotation, molecular function: protein binding; RNA binding.